CCACGACUCCUCCUAUGGCACCUUCGCCGGGGAGUUCUACGACCUGCGCUACCUGUCGGAGGAGGGUUACCCUUUCCCGACUGCUCCUCCUGUGGAUCCAUUUGCCAAAAUCAAAGUGGAUGACUGUGGAAAAACUAAGGGGUGCUUUAGAUAUGGCAAACCGGGCUGUAAUGCAGAGACCUGCGACUACUUCCUUAGCUACCGGAUGAUAGGGGCUGAUGUGGAAUUUGAGCUGAGUGCAGACACAGAUGGUUGGGUAGCAGUUGGCUUCUCUUCAGACAGGAAAAUGGGUGGUGACGACGUCAUGGCCUGCGUCCACGAUGACAAUGGCAGGGUCCGCAUACAGCACUUCUAUAAUGUAGGCCAGUGGGCAAAGGAGAUUCAGAGAAAUCCUGCUAGAGAUGAAGAAGGAGUGUUUGAGAACAAUCGUGUCACCUGCAGAUUUAAACGGCCUGUGAACGUUCCCAGAGAUGAAACAAUUGUUGAUCUGCAUUUGAGUUGGUAUUAUCUCUUUGCUUGGGGUCCAGCCAUUCAGGGCUCUAUCACCCGCCACGAUAUAGACUCACCACCGACUUCAGAGCGUGUUGUCAGUAUUUACAAGUAUGAAGACAUUUUUAUGCCAUCAGCUGCCUAUCAGACCUUCUCCUCUCCGUUUUGUUUGCUUCUCAUUGUUGCCCUGACCUUCUACUUAUUGAUGGGAACCCCUUAACCACAGCUGCAAAGCCAACCGAGUAAAUGGAUUAGAAAGUCUUGAGUAUAAAUAUAUUUUUAAAGAAUAUGUAGUAUAAUUUUAGCUUCUAUUAUUUAAAAAAAAAGACUCAUCUGAUUUUGGCUGUUUGGAAGAAAGAGCAAACUGCUUUUCUAAUCAAAGAGGAUUGUUUAAUAAUGACCCCACACUUUUGGAAAGUACUUAAAACUUUUCUAAGCACUUUCAAAUGUUUUCUUAUUUGAUCUUCAUAACAUGUCUGAGUUGGCUUGAUGAAAAGUGUUAUUGCCAU
Ceratotherium simum simum (southern white rhinoceros) is the source of this 998-nucleotide messenger RNA. RefSeq names its product ferric chelate reductase 1 like (gene FRRS1L). NCBI's taxonomy places the organism in Eukaryota, Metazoa, Chordata, Mammalia, Perissodactyla, Rhinocerotidae. The record is from RefSeq and is a predicted model, not a curated record. Gene Ontology annotation, biological process: regulation of glutamate receptor signaling pathway; regulation of postsynaptic membrane neurotransmitter receptor levels.